This is a messenger RNA of Aphanomyces invadans, 779 nucleotides long. RefSeq names its product ribosomal protein L25, Ctc-form. Gene Ontology annotation, biological process: translation. Gene Ontology annotation, cellular component: cytosolic large ribosomal subunit; ribosome. NCBI's taxonomy places the organism in Eukaryota, Oomycota, Saprolegniomycetes, Saprolegniales, Verrucalvaceae. The coding region runs from base 7 to 741 and encodes 244 amino acids. The transcript has a single exon. Gene Ontology annotation, molecular function: structural constituent of ribosome; 5S rRNA binding. The record is from RefSeq and is a predicted model, not a curated record.
UGGAAGAUGCUGCGUCAAGGCCAUCAACUGCGGGCGACCGCGGCCCGCGCGCUGUCGACGGCGGCGGCGGCACCAACGACGCACUUCACCCUCACUCCUCGCUUGAAGGAUGGCUCGCGUGAGUCCCGUCGCCUGCGAAAGCAAGGUCUCUUGCCUGGUAUCUUGUACGGCGAAGGUAUCAACGGCGACUCGACUCGCGUGCUCGUGAGCAUGAACCAAGUCGAUUUUGAGCGCGAGUACCGCAAGCUUCGCACCUCCAUGGGCAAUCAGGUGUACGAAGUUUCGACGGGCGAAGGAGGCCCUGUGACGAAGGUUCUGCUUCGCGACGCCACCUUGCACCCAGUGACGGACGUGCCGCAGUCCGUCAACUUUCUGCGCUACAAACCUGGCCGCAAGGUGCACAUCCCUUUGGACUUUUUGAACCAAGAGAGUUCGCCUGGUCUCAAGCGCGGAGGAUACAUUAACAAUGUUUACCACGAAAUUCCGUGCACGAUUGCGUCCGAGGCGAUCCCAACCAAGCUGUUUGUGGACGUGAAUGGCAUGCACGUGGGCCAACGCAUCUACUUGGAGGACAUCACGUUCCCGGAACAUGUGACGCCGUUGGUCAAGGCCAAGGCGGUCGUUGCAACUAUCGCUGGGAAGCGCGGGCUCAUCCCCAAGCCGGAAGAACCGAUUGUCGAAGUGGUCGAAGAAGUCGCUGUCGACGACGACGAUGAUGACGAGGACGAACCGAUCUUUUAAACUCAUAAUAGAUGUGUACACCUACCAUACAAACCAAA